GCGAGGUGGGGGAAGCCGGAUCUGCACGCCCCGAGCACGAGCACGCGACUCCGUCGUCCGCCUCGCAACCCCGAGUUCGCGAAUUCCAAAUUCCUACCACUCCUCCUGUCCCAGUUCCAUGCCGCCCAACAAAACCCUAGGCUGAACCCUCCGCCCGCGCCAUGGCGGAGCCGGCGCUGCUGGAUCCCUCCUCCCACUUUGACCUCCGCCACUACCCGCCCCACCUCUUCGACCCGGACCUCCACCUCGCGGAAGCUGGCCUCCCGCUCGGGACCUUCGCCGGUUGCGGCGACGACGACCUCGACUUCGACCUGCCGGCAGAUUUCUCCGUCGACGACUUCCUCCUCCGCUCCCCCGAGCGCAGCGACGACUCCGCCGAGGCCUCCGCCGCCGGAUCCGGCCCCACCGCCUCCCCCUCGCCCUCCCCCACCGCCUCCGGCAGCGGCUCCGCCGUCGCCGACGCCAGCUGCGAGGUCAAGCACGAGGACUCGGACUCGGGCCGAAGCGGCGCCGGCAACGCCGCCCCGAACUGGACCCUCAAGCGGAAGCAGCCGAGCCCCGCCGCGACAUCGGACGCGGCCAAGUGCCGCCGCCGAUCCGGAGAGGGCGACGGCUCGGUCUCCCCCUCCGCGUCCGCCUCCGCCUCCGCCUCGCGCGCCGCCGCGGCGGACUCCGACGACGGGGUCCCCGGCGCCGGGGGCGACACCAGGCGCGCCGCGCGGCUGAUCCGGAACCGCGAGAGCGCGCAGCUCUCGCGCCAGCGGAAGAAGCGCUACGUCGAGGAGCUGGAGGACAAGGUCAAGUCCAUGGCCUCCCUCAUCAACGACCUCAACUCCAGGAUCUCCUUCGUCGUCGCCGAGAACGCCACGCUGCGGCAGCAGCUCGGCGGCCCUCCGCCCGGGGUGUACCCACCCCCUGGAGCAGCGAUGCAUUUCCCGUGGGUGCCCGGGUACGCGCUGCGGCCGCACGGCUCCCAUGUGCCCCUGGUGCCGAUCCCCCGGCUAAAACCGCCGCCGCAGCAGCAGCAGCCAUCGGCCACAACCAAGGUUACCAAAAAGUCAGACACCAAAAAAACCGCAGAUACCAAGAGCAGAACCAAGACCAAGACCAAGAAGGUGGCGAGCGUUAGCCUCAUCGGUCUGAUGUUCGUCAUGCUCAUCUUCGGCGCCUUCGUUCCGGGGUUCAACCACAGUUUCGGAAUGAGGGGGAGGAGCGACGGUGCGGUGCUUGGGGGUUUUGAUCAGCCUCUUCGUGAUAGGGUAGUCACCGUCACUAGCCAUGGCAAUAAAGUACCUAAGGACGGUUUGAAGAAUGGUGACAUGUCCGGUGCCGAUUCUGGGACGAGGAUGGGGGCUGAUGACAUCGCCGAGCAGAAGCAUGGCCCUGCGGUUAACGCGAGUGAGACGCUGCCUGCUUUGCUGUAUGUGCCGAGGAAUGGGAAGCAUGUCAAGAUCAACGGCAAUCUGAUUAUUCAUUCCGUGCUUGCGAGCGAGAAGGCGGUGGCACACAGGACUUCAAAACAGAAAAGUGAUCUCUCGGGUAUAGAUCACAAGGAGAAAAGUAUAUCCGUAGCUCAUCAUCUGUCACUGCCUGGAAACAAUAUGAAUCCACAGGAGAAAUCCCCGGUAGAUGGACCAUUGCCGCAGUGGUUCCGUGAAGGAAUGGCAGGGCCUAUCUUAAAUUCUGGAAUGUGCAGCGAGGUAUUUCAGUUUGACAUUUCCACUGCUUCUACCAACUCUGGUGGCAUAAUACCUUCUCCAGCUGUGAACUCCUCAAGUUUUAAUGCUACUCAGAAUAUUUCAACACCAGCUCCCGCUUAUUAUGGCAAGCUGAAAAAUAGGAGGAUCAUGUACAAUGAGGCAAUUCCACUCCCUGGGAAAACGGUGAACAACACAGAGCCUUUUAACAGAACUUCUGAAAGCAGCAAGUUACCUGAUAAAAAGCCAGCAUCAUCCGUAGUCGUUUCUGUGCUAGCUGAUCCCAGAGAGGCCGGUGAUGGAGACAGUGAUCCGAGGAUGUCCCCGAAGUCGCUCUCCAGGAUAUUUGUUGUUGUUCUCCUUGAUGGUGUCAGAUAUGUCACAUAUUCCUGCACCCUUCCUUUCAAGAGCUCCAGUCCUCAUCUUGUGAACUAACCUAUAAAGUGGACUGGUGCGGAUUAUGAUGCUGGAGCGGCUGGGUUGUCUCUGGCGGCUGAUAGGUUAAUAAUUAUCUGAGGCUGUUUUCUAACAGGAGUGAACUUUCUAUACACUUGGCCUGAGGUAAUUCAAGUUUGUCGAAGGUUUGAAGUGUUGUUAGUGAGAUGUGGUUCUGCAAGUUUAGAUGACUGAGUGCAGUUUGUGCUGCUGUGAUAAUCGGGCUCUUGUGCUGUACUCUAACCUUUAGUGUUAUUAUGAUGUAAUACUGUUCGAGGAACUUGUGAAGACAAAAUAUAUACAUGUAGUUUCUUAAAAUCUUA
Lolium perenne is the source of this 2455-nucleotide messenger RNA. Its product is annotated as bZIP transcription factor 39-like. Lineage: Eukaryota; Viridiplantae; Streptophyta; Magnoliopsida; Poales; Poaceae. Gene Ontology annotation, cellular component: nucleus; endoplasmic reticulum membrane. Gene Ontology annotation, molecular function: DNA-binding transcription factor activity. The record is from RefSeq and is a predicted model, not a curated record. Gene Ontology annotation, biological process: regulation of DNA-templated transcription.